GCUGCUAGGCGGCAGCAUAUUUGUCUUCUGGCAGUUGUGCUGAGAAGCCAGGCAGAGGGGAGUUUAGCCUGAAAGUGAGCUCUCUAGGGAGAUAGAGAGAGAAGAGGGCCAAAGAAGAAGAAGAAAUCAAAGCUAGGAGAGGUCCAAGAUUCCCACUAGGACCCUUUCUUGGUUCUCUUCUUUUUCUUUGGCUGAUUGGAAGGUCUAGAGUCAAUCACUUGGUUUCUUUUGUUUCUUUUCUUUGGCUCCAUUGGUUCUUCUUGCCUUCCAAUCGUUCUAAGGGGUGGAUAGAAUUUUUGGAGUAUCACCUAUCAGGCACUCUGUUCAUGGCCCAAUGAUUUUGAUUGGUGGGCAGAUUUUCACAGACCCCCCAUUCCAGUUUUUUUUUCCCAAGGGGAUGCGCGAAUCUUGCUGCUAAUGUUCUUGUGAAUCAAAGCCAGGAGAUUUCUGGAAAGUGAGGAAUUCUUUUCUUAGAUUGCAAUAUCAAUCACAGCGCUUUCUCCACAAGUUGCAAUCUCUGAGCGCUUUUGAUCUCUCCACACCAACCAAAAGCAACAGAAAUUUACCUUGGAUUCCGCGGUUUUGAAGAAUCUGUUCUGAUUUGGAGAUGGAGAGGCAGACGAGCUUCCGAUUGGGCGCGCUGGAGAAGCUCAAGAGCUUCAGGGGGAUGGAGAAGCAGAAGAGCUUCAAGAUGAUGUCCACGGACAACUUCCGGAGGCACAGGGACAGCCCCGGGAAGCGCGGCGACACGCCGCUCCACCUCGCCGCGAGGUCCGGGAACGCCGCCGGCGCGCAGCGGAUCAUCGCCGAGUUCGACCCGGAGGUGGCGGCGGAGCGCGCCGCGCAGGCCAACCACGACGGCGAGACGCCGCUGUACGUCGCCGCCGAGAGGGGGCACACCGACGUGGUGCGCGAGAUCCUCAAGGUCUCCGACGUGCAGACGGCCGGCGUCAAGGCGAACAACAGCUUCGACGCGUUCCAUAUUGCGGCGAAGCAAGGCCAUCUAGAAGUUCUGAAGGAGCUGUUGCAGGCUUUUCCUGCUCUUGCAAUGACUACAAAUUCUGUAAAUGCUACAGCUUUGGAUACUGCUGCAAUUCUGGGUCACACUGAAAUUGUUAACCUCCUACUGGAAUCUGAUGCAAACCUUGCGAGAAUUGCAAGAAAUAAUGGGAAGACAGUUCUGCAUUCAGCUGCAAGACUGGGCCAUGUGGAAAUUGUAAGAUCAUUAUUAAGUAGGGAUCCAGGAAUUGGUUUAAGAACUGACAAGAAGGGGCAAACAGCACUACAUAUGGCUUCAAAAGGACAAAAUGCUGAAAUUGUUAUCGAGCUGUUGAAGCCUGAUAUCUCAGUAAUUCAUCUGGAAGACAACAAGGGAAACAGACCAUUGCAUGUUGCAACACGGAAGGCCAAUAUCGUUAUAGUGCAGACUCUACUAUCAGUUGAGGGAAUUGAAGUAAAUGCAGUUAACAGAUCAGGGCACACCGCUCUUGCCAUUGCUGAGCAACUCAACAAUGAAGAACUUGUUAACAUCUUGAGAGAGGCUGGUGGAGUAACUGCAAAAGAGCAAGUACAUCCACCCAAUCCGGCAAAGCAACUUAAGCAAACAGUUAGUGAUAUCAGACAUGAUGUCCAGUCCCAGAUCAAGCAAACUAAACAGACCAAGAUGCAAGUCCAGAAAAUCAAGAAGAGACUCGAAAAACUCCACAUUGGUGGUCUAAACAAUGCCAUCAACUCCAAUACUGUGGUUGCAGUGCUUAUUGCCACCGUCGCCUUUGCUGCCAUUUUCACCGUUCCUGGCAAUUUUGUGGAAGAUAUCACUCAGGCACCUCCAGGCAUGUCCUUGGGGCAGGCAUAUGUAGCAAGCAACCCGGCCUUCCUAGUAUUUUUGGUCUUUGAUGCCUUGGCUCUCUUCAUCUCACUUGCUGUCGUCGUCGUCCAGACCUCGCUAAUUGUUGUUGAGCAGAAAGCCAAGAGAAGGAUGGUCUUUGUGAUGAACAAGCUGAUGUGGCUGGCAUGCCUCUUUAUCUCGGUGGCCUUCAUAGCACUAACCUAUGUUGUUGUCGGGCGCGACGACUGGUGGCUAGCUUGGUGCACAAUGGCAAUCGGUGCAGUGAUCAUGCUUACAACUCUUGGUUCCAUGUGCUACUGUAUCAUUGCUCAUAGGAUGGAUGAGAGGAAGAUCAGGAAGGCGUCUACAAGCCAAUCUCGCUCAUGGUCUCAAACAGUUGACUCAGAUCCAGAUCUACUCAACAGUGAAUAUAAGAAAAUGUAUGCACUAUAGGAUAAUAGUUACAUGAUGAUGGAAUCCAUGUACACGAGAGUGCUGUUUUUUUUUACCCGAGGCAACAAGAAGAAUGGAAUUGACAUGGAAGUCUUUGUUCAGAGCAAGGUGCCAGCUAUAUUAACUGAAGGCACCUUACUGCAAUGCAAAGCAAGUUAACUGAACUGCCAAAACAAAGGAAGUUAACUGAAGAAACCUCACACUGGCUGCUGAAUUUGUUCCUGGUGUUUACCUGGAGCUGUGGUCUCGUGUCAGCGAAUGAACACCUGCUAAAAUUGUUUUGUUGUUGCUAAAAAAAGGUCAAUAGUGAGGGCAACAAUACGAUUUGUAGACUGUACUAGGAAAAGAAAAAUACUAUGCUCUGUCACAUACCUUGGACAUGUCUGCUGCAUGUUGUUGCUCGAUGAGCUAGAAAAUACUUCGUAUUUCCUUUCUUUUA
Molecule: messenger RNA, 2720 nt
Organism: Oryza sativa Japonica Group (Japanese rice)
Lineage: Eukaryota; Viridiplantae; Streptophyta; Magnoliopsida; Poales; Poaceae
Product: ankyrin repeat-containing protein At5g02620
Cellular component (GO): plasma membrane
Molecular function (GO): protein binding
Source: RefSeq, a predicted model, not a curated record